AGAAUAUCUUGCUUCUGGAGCGGACGAGUCUUCCAGAAAAUUCCGAUCGCACAUUCCGAACGAGAACUAGAUUCAGAGAGAGGAGACGGAAACAUGUCUUCGUUUCUGCGGUCAUUUCUGGACCCAAAGAAGAACUGGCUCGCAGCUCAGCACAUGAAAACCAUCUCCAAUCGCCUCCGCAGAUACGGACUUCGGUACGACGAUCUGUACGAUCCGUACUACGAUCUGGAUGUGAAGGAGGCCCUGAAUCGGCUGCCCAGGGAGAUAGUGGACGCCCGCAAUCAGCGACUCAAGCGCGCCAUGGACCUCUCCAUGAAGCACAAGUACCUCCCCGAGGGCCUUCAGGCAGUGCAAACACCAUUCAGGAGCUACCUUCAAGAAAUGCUAGCCCUUGUUAAAAGGGAGAAUGCAGAACGUGAGGCCCUGGGAGCUUUGCCUCUCUACCAGCGUACCCUUCCUUAAGCAUCCAAGUCUCUCACAUCACUAUGCUGGGGUGGAAGUCUGAAUGAUAUUAUGUUGGUACCUGUGGUAAAUUUUUUUCAUAGUAGAGAAGGGGAGAUGCAUUAUAUCUCUUUUAGAAUUUGAUUUCCAAAGUCUUGGUAUUUGGAUGGUAUCGCAUGUUGGUUCUCAUGUACUGGCGAACCUCUUUAUUUCAAAUAAUCCAGUAAAACGCUACUUUUAACUUAUUUUGUAAUGUUUUGAAUACUUUAAUUAAAACUUGCUUGAAAUGUAAACUGGGUGCCUUCAAUGAAUUAAAGGAUGCCGAUCCUGAAAAUAAGGAUUCGAAUUUA
Messenger RNA from Juglans regia (Persian walnut), 791 nucleotides. RefSeq names its product cytochrome b-c1 complex subunit 7-2, mitochondrial. The coding region runs from base 94 to 462 and encodes 122 amino acids. The record is from RefSeq and is a predicted model, not a curated record. Gene Ontology annotation, biological process: mitochondrial electron transport, ubiquinol to cytochrome c. The transcript is spliced from 4 exons. Lineage: Eukaryota; Viridiplantae; Streptophyta; Magnoliopsida; Fagales; Juglandaceae.